Molecule: messenger RNA, 1049 nt
Organism: Bufo bufo (common toad)
Lineage: Eukaryota; Metazoa; Chordata; Amphibia; Anura; Bufonidae
Gene: TRAPPC1
Product: trafficking protein particle complex subunit 1
Exons: 5
Coding region: 110-601 (163 amino acids)
Biological process (GO): endoplasmic reticulum to Golgi vesicle-mediated transport
Cellular component (GO): TRAPP complex
Source: RefSeq, a predicted model, not a curated record
UCAUGUGACCUCUGCAGGCUGGGACUUGUAGUCCUCCCCAGCGUUUGGCUCUUUUAUGUCCCACUAUCUUGGGCAGGGCGGUCUAAUGUACCCUGGAUGGGCGCCAUGAAUGGGUCAGAGGAGCCCCCAGUUCUGGUUGGCUGAGGUUAGGCCCCUCCAAGAGAUGACCAUCCACAACCUGUACAUAUUUGACCGGAAUGGGACCUGCCUUCACUACAGCGAGUGGAACCGGAGGAAGCAGGCCGGGAUCUCUAAAGAUGAGGAAUACAAGCUGAUGUAUGGGAUGCUCUUCUCCAUUCGCUCCUUCAUCAGUAAAAUGAGCCCCGUGGAUAUGAAAGAUGGCUUCCUUUCCUUCCAAACUAGCAAGUAUAAGCUUCACUACUACGAGACACCGAGUGGUCUGAAGAUGGUGAUGAACACAGAUCUGAGCGUGGGGAGCAUACGGGAAGUCCUUCAUCAGAUAUACAGCACGAUUUUUGUGGAAUAUGUGGUGAAGAAUUCUCUCUGUUCCCUCAAUGAGCCCAUUCAAAGUGAACUUUUCAAAAGCAAACUGGACAGCUUUAUCCGGAGUCUCCCCUACUUCUCGGCCAGAGCUGGCUAAAACCUGCCCAGCAGGACAUGUUGCACUAACCUUGAGCAUCUCUCCAAGCCUCUACAAGGCUUUUGUGCAUCCAGCUUCAACGGUAGAAGACUUCUCUGCUCAAUAACUGAGAGCUCUUCAGCACACUGCCAGCUUUCUCGGGAUUCCCUGACACCAUAGACCAUCGUCGUCUUUACACGUAUGACUGAUACACGUAUGCAGUUGAUCCUCAUGCUUCUCGAAUGAAGAAGAGCAUUCACCGAACGCAAGAGUUGUCGAUAGAAGAGGUGCAGUGAUUCAUAAUGAACACCAAGUAGCAGCGACUGAUUUUUGUUUCUUGUUAAUGUAUGCUUAUUUACCUGUGAUUUAUUGCAUCUGUAUACGGGGCGGGGGACGGAAAACGGGGUGUCAUGUUAUAUCUACAUUAAAGCUACUGUAACGUGUGGAUGGAACAGUAGGUGACCAAUCA